This is a messenger RNA of Thlaspi arvense, 912 nucleotides long. Lineage: Eukaryota; Viridiplantae; Streptophyta; Magnoliopsida; Brassicales; Brassicaceae. The record is from the annotation of a GenBank genome assembly.
AUGGAGUUAUUAGCACCUGAAGAUGCAGCGCUUGGUAGCAUGGCAGGACCACUUGUAGAUCCAGCAGCUCCUGGUGAAGCAAGCCGAAGGAAAAAGAAUCAUCCAUCACAAGAGGUCGAAGCUCCAACAAUGGCAGAAUCCACCAUUAAGCUUACAGUCAAAUUCGGAGGCAAUUCAAUACCACUCUCGGUAUCAUCAGAUGUUACUGUCAAAGACCUCAAGUCUCUUCUCCAACCAAUCACCAACGUUCUUCCUCGUGGCCAGAAACUCAUCUUCAAAGGUAAGGUUUUGGUGGAGACGUCGACUUUGAAGCAAUCAAAGGUGGGCGAUGGAGCGAAAAUCAUGUUAAUGGCUUCUCAAGGUCUGCAUCAAGGGGAAGGUCCAGUGCUUAAGGAAGCUAGUACAAGGCCAAUCUCUAGAACUGUUGUAUCUGAUAAAGCAGAUCAGACGAAACCUGGUCUACUCGUUGACAAGAACCGCACUGAUCGAUGGAAAGCCACAGGAGUCAUUGCUUUAGCUCAAGCCUAUUUGAAGGAAAUACCGGAAGAAGUGUGGGACUGUGGAUCCGGAGUCAGAGUACUAGACAUUAGUGAAAACUUCAUUCGAGAAGUACCUGCAAAAAUCAGCUCUUUUGGUUCUAUGCAGAAAUUGUUCCUUCAAGGGAACGGCCUGUCCGAUGAAUCCAUUCAAUGGGAAGGGAUUGCAUCUCUGAAACGUCUCAUGCUUCUCUCCAUCAGUCAUAACAAUCUAACUGUCCUGCCAUCAGCACUAGGUUCGUUGACGUCUCUCAGGCAACUUGAUGUCGCCAACAACAAGUUGACAAGUAUACCCAAUGAGAUAGGGCUUUUGACGCAGCUCGAGAUCUUCAAAGCCAACAAUAACAGGCAAAUUCAGCUUUACACAUCUUUUUAA